AUGGCUUCCGAGACGUCACCAAAGGUGGAGCGCACGACCAUCGCGGGGUCGAUCGAGAUACCCCGCAUCCUCAACGGCCUCUGGCAACUUGCCGGCGGCCACGAUCGGGACAUUGACGUCGCCAUCGCCGCGGAGGGCAUGGCGCCGCUAAUCGACGCCGGUCUGGAUGGCUUCGACAUGGCAGACCACUACGGUCCCGCGGAGCUAGUCAUAGGCCAACACAACCGCACAUCAGACCGCCCCAUCACGGCCUUCACCAAGUGGUGUCCCCCAGAAAACGGAGACAAGUCGUUCGAGAACGCCGAGGUGGCCGUCAACCUCGCGCUGAAGCGCAUGAACCAGACGCAGAUCGCCCUCAUGCAGUACCACGUCUGGGACUACACGGACGACACGUAUCUCUGCAACCUCGCGCAUCUGAGGACGCUCCAGCAACAGGGCAAGAUCGCGCACAUUGGCCUGACCAACGUCGACGCCGCGCACCUGGAGCUCCUGAUCCACUCGGGCCACGACAUCGCGACGAACCAGGUGUCGUGCUCCGUCAUCGACCUCCGGCUGGUGCGCGGCCGCAUGUUUAGCGUCUGCGAGAAGCACGGCGUCGGCAUCUUGACGUACGGCACGCUGCUCGGCGGGUUCCUGAGCGAGAAGUGGGUUGACGUGCCGGAGCCCAGGGAUGUGAGGGGCCUCAACUGGAGUCUGCAAAAGUACCUACGUUUCAUCCGAGCCGCGGGCGGCUGGGCCGCUUUCCAGCACGUUCUCAAGGCCGUGGCGACGGUCGCGAGGAAGCAUGGCGUGUCGAUUGCUGCGGUCGCGAUGCGGUGGGUGCUGGAUAUCCCCGUCGUCAAGGCCGUCAUCAUCGGCGCGAGGUUGACCAAGGAGAGCGGGGUGUACGCGGCUAGCAAGCUUGCCGUGUUCGGGUUCUCGCUCGACGACGAUGACCGCGCUUUGAUCGCCAAGGCGCAGGAGAUGCUCAAGGAUUUGCCUGGUGAUUGUGGGGAUGAGUACCGGCGGCCGCCUUUCCUGACGGCGGCAGGGGAUUUGAGCGACCAUAUCAAGGAGAGCGAUGAGAUGCGCGAGGUUGAGGAUGCGAUUGCGGCUGGGAAGAGGGUGGAAUAUCACUCUGGCAGUAAGUGGGAGCCGAUUUGCGGGUAUUCGAGAGCUGUGAGGACUGGAAGAGUUAUUCGUGUGUCUGGGACCACGGCGAACCCGCCGCCGCAGCUGGCGGGACAACUUGAGGUUGUUGGGGGUAAGUCUGCUCGGUCUCAGGCCGUGGCGGCGCUGGAUAUUAUUGAGAGAGCCAUCAGGCGGCUUGGUGGCACCAUGUCGGAUGUCGUCAGGACCAGGGUGAUGUUACAACGGGAGGAGGACGUUGACGAGGUGUCUGAGGCUCAUGGUUGGGUUUUUAAUUGUCAUGGAAUAUGGCCGGCUAAUACUCUGACUACAGCUGGGCUUAUUGGGGAUGAGAUAUUGGUUGAGAUUGAAGUUGAGGCUGAAGUUGGCAGCGGUAAUUCGAUUCUGGCAAUAUCAUAG
Colletotrichum truncatum is the source of this 1527-nucleotide messenger RNA. Its product is annotated as endoribonuclease L-PSP. NCBI's taxonomy places the organism in Eukaryota, Fungi, Ascomycota, Sordariomycetes, Glomerellales, Glomerellaceae. The record is from RefSeq and is a predicted model, not a curated record.